This is a messenger RNA of Colletotrichum abscissum, 1962 nucleotides long. Its product is annotated as serine/threonine-protein kinase cot-1. Bases 1 to 1962 code for a protein of 653 amino acids. Gene Ontology annotation, biological process: intracellular signal transduction; peptidyl-serine phosphorylation. Lineage: Eukaryota; Fungi; Ascomycota; Sordariomycetes; Glomerellales; Glomerellaceae. The record is from RefSeq and is a predicted model, not a curated record. Gene Ontology annotation, molecular function: protein serine/threonine kinase activity; ATP binding. The transcript is spliced from 4 exons.
AUGGAGGGUAAUAAUAACCGUCUCUACCUCAACAUCGGUAACCAAAACGAUCGUCUGGGUCCCGGCGGCGACCGACAAUAUCCCACCACGCCUUCUACCUUUCCUCAGCCCGUCUUCCCUCACCAAGGCCAACAGCAGCAGCAGCAGCACCACCAACAAGCCGGCGGUAUGCAGCACCAACAGCAGCAACACCCGGGGCAGCAGCAGCAACAGCAGUAUGCGACCGGUUAUGCUCAACAGGGCUACUUCCACCCGAGCCAGCAGCAGGGCCAAUAUCCUCCCCAGGGCCACGGCGACUACAACGCGGGCUAUCAGCCUCGAUCCAACACCCCGGGGACCAAUGAUCCCAAUGUCGGUCUCGCCCACCAAUUCUCUCACCAAAACCUAGGCGGCGCUGCUCGGGCGUCGCCCUACGGUUCCCGUGGGCCCUCGCCCGCUCAAAGACCUCGCACUGCCGGUGCCUCGGGACAGACGCCUCAGGGUUACGGACACUAUGCGACGCCGCCGAUGCCGAACCAGCAGGCAGCUCCCGUCGAGGUCUUUGCUCCUGCUCCUGAGCGACUCUACGAGAAGUACGGCCCGAACGCCAACAACAACCAGAAGAAGUGUACCCAAUUGGCAUCCGAUUUCUUCAAGGACAGCGUCAAGCGUGCUAGAGAACGCAACCAGAGACAAUCCGAGAUGGAGGUGAAGCUUUCCGAGCCUGGCCAGAGCCAGCAAAGGCGCGAGCAGAUUUGGUCCACGGCCGGUCGCAAGGAGGGCCAAUACCUGCGAUUCCUACGAACCAAGGACAAGCCCGAGAACUACAACACCAUCAAGAUCAUCGGCAAGGGCGCUUUCGGAGAAGUCAAGCUGGUCCAGAAGAAGAACGAUGGCAAGGUGUACGCCAUGAAGUCUCUGAUAAAGACGGAGAUGUUCAAGAAGGACCAACUUGCCCACGUCCGUUCCGAGAGAGAUAUCUUGGCCGAGUCAGACAGUCCCUGGGUCGUCAAGCUCUUUACGACUUUCCAGGACUCUUACUUCCUGUACAUGUUGAUGGAGUUCUUGCCCGGAGGUGACUUGAUGACCAUGCUGAUCAAGUACGAAAUCUUCUCUGAAGACAUUACGCGCUUCUACAUUGCCGAGAUCGUGCUUGCGAUUGAGGCAGUCCACAAGCUGGGCUUCAUUCAUCGUGAUAUCAAACCCGAUAAUAUUCUACUGGACCGCGGAGGUCACGUCAAGCUUACCGAUUUCGGACUCUCGACCGGUUUCAACCGCUUGCACGACAACAACUACUACCAACAGCUGCUGCAGGGCCGAUCUAACAAACCGCGCGACCGUAACUCUGUUGCCAUUGACCAGAUCAACCUUACCGUCAGCAACAGAUCCCAGAUCAACGACUGGCGUCGGUCGAGAAGACUGAUGGCCUAUUCCACCGUCGGAACGCCCGAUUACAUCGCUCCCGAGAUCUUCACAGGUCACGGCUACACCUUCGACUGCGAUUGGUGGUCCCUGGGCACCAUUAUGUUUGAGUGCUUGGUUGGAUGGCCUCCUUUCUGCGCCGAGGACAGCCACGACACAUACCGCAAGAUUGUCAAUUGGAGACACACGCUGUACUUCCCUGAUGAUAUCCAGCUUGGUGUGGAAGCCGAGAACCUGAUUAGAAGCUUGAUCUGUAACACAGAGAACCGCUUGGGUCGCUCGGGCGCCCACGAAAUCAAGCAGCACUCAUUCUUCAGAGGAGUUGAGUUCGAUAGCCUGCGUCGCAUCAGAGCGCCUUUCGAGCCUCGCUUGACUUCAGCCAUCGAUACCACGUACUUCCCGACCGAUGAGAUUGAUCAGACUGAUAACGCCACGAUUCUCAAGGCUCAGGCCGUUCAGCAAGCCCGCUCGGGUGUGCCAGCGGUGGUCGAGGAGUCUCCCGAGAUGAGCUUGCCCUUCAUUGGAUACACCUUCAAGCGGUUCGACAACAACUUCCGAUAA